GUUGGAGGCACCUCCGUCGCAAUUGCGAAAAAACCUCUUGCCCCACUUAAUCCCGUUUCAUUCGCCCGCGCAAAACAAAUCCAUCGAGUUUAUCAGUUUUUGAGUGCCUACGUGUCAGUGGAGAUGCUAAACGGAAAAUGUAUUUGACACUUCAAAUUUUUGCCUCCUUACAGCUAUGCCUGUUUGCAGCUGACGCAAAUAUCACGCUGACGAGCAUAGUUAAAACGCGGUUGGGUCAAAUCAAAGGACCCAUCACGAAGACCAAGGCUGGGACUUUCUACGCGUCUUAUCUGGGUAUACGGUACGGGAUAGCUCCCCUUGGACCCCUACGAUUCAAAGCCCCUUUGCACGUCCAACAAUGGAGCGACAUAUACGAUGGGACAUACGAAAAAGGAAUCUGCUACCAAGUGACGAUGGAUUCGGAUUUGGAAACCGAAGAUUGCCUCAUGAUGAAUAUUUAUUCUCCAUUGAUUUUGAGCAGCGAAUCUGAUUUGCUUCCCGUGAUGUUUUUCAUCCAUGGCGGCGGAUUCGUCGAAGGUACCUCCAUCAUCGAAUGGGGCUUCGGGCCAGAAUUUUUCAUGGACUCGGGGGUGGUCCUGGUUGCUAUUAACUACAGAGUCGGUCCCUUUGGCUUUCUAUCCACCGGCGACGCGAAUAUACCGGGCAACGCAGGACUCAAAGACCAGUUACUGGCACUGAAAUUUGUGAACAAUUACAUUCAAAAUUUCGGCGGUGAUCCGGAAAAGGUGACGAUAUUCGGACACAGCGCGGGCAGCGCUUCAGUGGCUUAUUUAAUGUUAAAUCCAGAAUCGGAAGGUUUAUACAGGGCUGCAAUUUGCCAAAGCGGUUCUGCUCUGAGUCCGUGGGCCUAUCAGCGCAACCACGUCAACAUAAGCUACAUGACAGGUGCCCUCCUUCAUCCAGCUUUAGCGAAGAAUCAAAAUUCGAAAGAUCUGCUAUACUUCUUACGAGAAGCCCCCGCCAAAGAUAUCGACGAAGCUUCGGCAAACAUCACCCAGUCUCUGACAAACUCCGGAAACAUCGAGAUUUCGAAGGGAUUUUAUUAUACGCCCGUCAUAGAGCCCGAUGGCGACGAUGCUUUCCUAACGGAAAAAAUGUUCGAAAAAUUCAAAAAUGGAAGUUUCGUCAAGGUUCCCGUGUUGAUGGGUGUCACAUCCGAAGAAUCAAUUUACUUAACAUACGACUACAAUUCGUCGACAUCUACCGUCAGACAAGAUUACGACAACGAUCACAGACUACUGGUGCCCCCCGAUAUGCACGUCACUGACGAUAACGUGAAGCAGUCCAUCGGCGAUCUGAUCAAGGAAUUUUACGUUUCCAGUGGCACCUUUCAGCAAGACAUGCUAGGCACUAUUCGGUACCAUUCGAAUCAGGAUUUCGACAAAGCCCAAAUCAAACAGGCGGAGCUACAGUCUUCCCACGUUCCCGUCUAUUUCUACGAAUUCAGUUACCGCGGUGUACUAAGUAACAACGAUGCUCACUUGGAAGGAACUACCGGGGCAGCUCACGGCGAUGAAGAACAAUAUCAGUUCACCAACAGAAAAGCAGGUAACCAAACCACCAGUGACGAUUUAAGUCAAUUUCCUGAAACAGAUCGACUGGUUCACCAAAGACUUAUGACCCUUUGGGUAAACUUCGCCAGGGACUUGAAUCCCACCCCUUCCAAGGACGAUUUGCUACAGAAUGUCACGUGGCCCACAGUCGAUAAAGAAAAUUUCAACUACCUAGAGAUAGGAGAGGAUCUGAAAAUUAAAGAGGGACCUCCGAAGAAAGACAUGUAUUCGUUUUGGAACAACCUUUACGACACCUACGCUCGAGCUCCUUACGAUACGUUUUGAAUUUUUAAGUUUUAUGUUAUUUUAAGUACCAAUAAA
Messenger RNA from Cylas formicarius (sweet potato weevil), 1895 nucleotides. RefSeq names its product venom carboxylesterase-6-like. The record is from RefSeq and is a predicted model, not a curated record. The transcript has 11 exons. The coding region runs from base 138 to 1859 and encodes 573 amino acids. Lineage: Eukaryota; Metazoa; Arthropoda; Insecta; Coleoptera; Brentidae.